Molecule: messenger RNA, 501 nt
Organism: Dibothriocephalus latus
Lineage: Eukaryota; Metazoa; Platyhelminthes; Cestoda; Diphyllobothriidea; Diphyllobothriidae
Source: the annotation of a GenBank genome assembly
AUGGCAGCAAAGCGGGUUGUGUUGAUUCCACUUGAUGGCGGUGAAAAUUCGGAGUGGGCCUUCAAGUGGUACCUUAAGCGUUCAAAACAGCCUCGAGACUUCUUGAUCCUCUUGCAUGUAGUGGAGGGUACACUAGUCACAACAUCCAAGGCUGGCCUAGACGAAGAAAGCAGGGCCGUACUCUGCGAAAGCCUGAACGAACACCUUCAAACCGACAUCAAACUUGGCCGUAAACUUCUUGAGAAGUUCUCACAAAUGUGCAAGGAAGUCGACCUCAAGCAUAAGGUCACCGUCCACGUGGAUGAUAAGCCCGGCGACGCGGUGAUAAAGGUGGCACAGCAGUACAAAGCGAACCUUAUUAUAAUGGGCUCUCGGGGUAUUAACAAGGUUCGACGAACAUUUUUGGGCAGCACGAGUGACCACGUCUUGCACCAUUCGGCGGUGCCUGUGUUGUUGGUGCCAGCCAAGAAACGCAAUCGCCCCUCGUUUACGGUGUCCUAG